Gekko japonicus is the source of this 963-nucleotide messenger RNA. It is a transcript of the gene RPUSD1, whose product is annotated as RNA pseudouridylate synthase domain containing 1. The transcript is spliced from 6 exons. Gene Ontology annotation, biological process: pseudouridine synthesis. The coding region runs from base 55 to 963 and encodes 302 amino acids. The record is from RefSeq and is a predicted model, not a curated record. Gene Ontology annotation, molecular function: RNA binding; pseudouridine synthase activity. Lineage: Eukaryota; Metazoa; Chordata; Lepidosauria; Squamata; Gekkonidae.
CAUGGCUUCCCGGGCUGGGCUGCUCCCUUGCACGAAGUUGCAGGGUCUGCAGCUAUGGAGCCCGUCAGCCUCGACAACCUGUCCAUCUUGUACCAAAGCUCGGACUUCAUUGUGGUCAACAAACACUGGGACGUCCGCAUCGACAGCAAGAUGUGGUACGAAAAGCUCACACUGCAGAGCCAGCUCAGGUACCGGUUCCCGGAACUGGCCGAUCCGGACACCUACUACGGCUUCCGGUUUUGCCACCAGCUGGACUUCUCCACCAGUGGGGCCCUCUGCGUGGCACUCAACAAAGCGGCGGCCGGGAGCGCCUACAAGUGCUUCAAGGAACGGAUGGUGACCAAGGCCUACCUCGCCCUGGUGAGGGGCCACGUCCAAGAGCCGAGGAUGACCGUCCGCUACGCCAUCGGGAAGAACACGACGGAGGGGCUCACCCACAUGAUGUGCAUCGAGGGGACGGAGGGCUGUGAAAGCCCCAAGCCCUGUCAGUCGGAGCUGAUCGUCCUGGAGCAUGGGCUGUACAGCGGAGACCCCGUGACCAAAGUGAUUCUGCAGCCGCUGACUGGAAGGACGCACCAGCUCCGCGUCCACUGCAGCGCCGUCGGGCACCCGAUCGUCGGCGACUUCACUUACAGCCAUAAGCAAGACGGCGGCCCGUACCGGAUGAUGCUGCACGCCUAUUACCUCCGCGUCCCCACCAGUAAGGAGCUCAUCGAGGUCAGCGCCCCAGACCCAUUCGUCCCCACCCUGGACAGCAACUGGGUCCCUCAGCGGGCGACGUGCCAGCUGGACGAGGUGAUCCGGGAGCUGAAAGAAUCGAGCGUCCGCACGGCCGAGGGAGAGAGGCGCGACGGCUUGCUGGGGAACCCGGUCCCCGAGAUCCCGCGCCACGCCGAGCCCUCAGAAACGGAAGAGCAGCGGGCCGUGUGCGAGCGGUGGCUGGCCGAGUGGACCUUGGAGUGA